GGUAGCGCUCUGGUUGGCCGCCCGAGAAGUCGUCUUCUCGCGAGACUUCACUUAAAAAUAACGCGGGACGGUGUGAAGUCAGGAUCCGUUGAAACCACGACAAGACAAACAUUAGACAGUCUACAGAGGGUAAAUAAUGAUCAAUUAGAUACGAACCUGUGUGAAAUGACACGGCCCUCGUCUCUGCUUUGUUUUUUGGAGUCGGAAAAAUCGCCUUUUAAAAAAAAAUAAAAAUCCGCAGGUAAACACGGUUUAACUGUUUGACCGUUUGUGAGCUAACAGCAGCUAACAGCUGAUUUUCUAAAUGGAUCCCACGGAGGACUUGUCUGCUCGGGUCCUGCUCAAACAUAUCCUCAGCACCGACCCACCCAGGACUCCAAUCACCCGCAGUGCCGUUGCACCCAGGCGCAGCAGUAGACUGGGUGACAAAGAUGCUGGUGCCAAAACUCCACAGGACUUACUGAGGCGCAGCCUGAAGCAAAAAUUACGGGAGAGUAUAACCAGGAAAUCCCUGCCUGCUCCUAAAAGGCGGACCACCUCAGCCGUGCUCAGAAAGUCAACCUCCAUGCUGUUUGAUGAUGGAGACACGCCGAGGCACAUACUCAUGAACAUCCUGCGGACAGAUCCCGUGAGGUCACCUGUGGUUCACGAGAAAGCUGCGUCAGAAGAGCCACAGCCAUCUUCAGCCAACUCCAGCAUUAGCAGCAAGCGUUCGAGUAUUGAGAUAUCAGGGUUGAGCUUGCCUGAUAUAACCAUUGGCAACGCAGCGAGUACUGUAAAGGGACUGAGCAGAAAGAGACCACGCAGGAGCCUCAAUGUGACCGCUUUUGAAAAGCGUCUUAAACAUGGAACUGAUAUUUCAGAGGAAAAUGAGGAAUCGGUAGACGACCAUUCGUCACUGUCUUUGUCGAGUUCCACUUCUCUGAGUUUGAAAAUACCUUUUGGGGAUGCACGGACUGAGAAAAGGGGCCUGCAGAGAAGAGUUUCUAACCGCCGCAAAAUCACAGAGGAAGAAUUUGGCGCUGCUGUAGAUAAAAGGCAGAUGGGAGAAGUGAAAAGCUUUGUGAUGGCGGAGCGGGGACUCAGUGACACCACCUACUCCGAGGGCUUCACUUUGGGCCUGAGUAAACUCAGUGAACCUAAUAUCACGGCUGAUAUUGUCCACUGUGACACGGCUCUUUAUGCCCAACCUGAGGCCAUGACCUCCAGCUUUUCCAUGGUUGCACCUCAGGACAAACCAACAGUGAUGGCGUCACAGCUUCAGAGACAGUUGGUGGAGGUGGAGCAGGAGGAGCCGAUGGAAGCGGAGCAGAGUAAGCUGGCAGAAGAGAAAUCAGCGUAUCUGUUUCCAACUGAAGAGGGGGCUGUGGCAGAGCCUCAGAAUGAGGAGUGUUUUUCUCAGUCAGAGGAAGAUGUGGAUGCAGCUGAGUUUAAAAAGGAGGAAAGAAAGAGUACAGCUGGUGGUCAACCUGAAGACGCUGCAGCCAUGUCGAAAUCUGAGGAAGACGAAGCUGAAUCUCAGACCAGAAUAACAGAUGAUACAGCACCGUCUGAAGAAAAGGAGAAAACAAUGGGAGCUCAAACAGAAGAGGAAAGUGAUACUGAUUCUCAAGCUGAAGAGGAUGCUGCAACCAGGUCUCAGUCUGAGGAAGAGGAAGCAGACUCUCAAACUGAAGAAGAAGCAGAAGGUGGAGUUGAGUCCCAGUUUGAAGAUGAUGCUGCAACCAGGUCUCAGUCUGAGGAAGAGGAAGGGACAGUAGACUCUCAACAUGAAGAAGAAGAAGGUGGAGUUGACUCCCAGUCUGAAGAUGUUGUUGCCAGGUCUCAGUCUGAGGAAGAGGAAGCAGACUCUCAAACUGAAGAAGCAGGAGGUGGAGUUGACUCCCAGUUUGAAGAUGAUGCUGCAACCAGGUCUCAGUCUGAGGAAGAGGAAGGAACAGCAGACUCUCAACAUGAAGAAGAAGAAGGUGGAGUUGACUCCCAGUCUGAAGAUGAUGUUGCUGCCAGGUCUCAGUCUGAGGAAGAGGAGGAGGAAGAAGAAGAAGAAGAAGGUGCAGUUGCAGUAUAUCAAAGUGAUCAAGAAGAUCCAGCAGAAGGUGGUUUGACUGAUUCCCAACCUGAAGAUGAGCAUGAUGAUGAGGAGGAGGUGGUGGAGGAGGAAGAUGAUGAGCAGGCAUCAGGAGAUCUGGAAGGUGGUCUGGAACACAUCAGUCGAAGGACUCGUCUCUCUGCGGGUGGAGUCAUGCCUGUUAUAAAAGCAGGGGGGGAUAUAGCAGACGCAGGAUGGUCUAAAGAUAAGUCCAAAGCACACGGUGCUACUGAUUCACACAGCAGCCUGGAAAUGGGAGGCCUCGAGAGCAGUCAGCCUCACACUGGCAUCCCUGACUUGACAGAGGGAGAGCCCGAUGCUGAUAAAGAGAACUCCUUUCAUCCAUCUACUGAAGACGGUGAACACCUGAAUGACAAUCGACCCAAAGAAGCUGCUGCUGAGGACCCCGCUGAACAGGAGGAAGAGUGGGAAGAGGAAGAAGAAGAGAGUGAAGAGGUUCCCAGCAAGACUCCAGCAUUUGUCCGAGAGAAAAGGAACAUGUUUUACUCUGAUCCUCUGGCAUCACCAUCUGUUCUUAAGAAUGCUCCAGCCAGUAAUUCAAAUGAAGAUUUGCCUGCAGCUAAACCUAAGCAGGUGAGAAAGAGGGCAGGGCCAGCUAAACGGGAAGCAGGCCUUCCUAAGAGCUACCUUAUGAACGUGUUCAAGCACUUUGCCAAGACGAAGGUGUCUGCAGAUGUGUAUCCUGUCCUAAAAGAAACAAUGGAUAAAUUCUUUGAGCGGCUGGCAGGAGACUUGGAGGCGUAUGCUCAUCAUGCAAAGAGGAAAACCAUAGAGGUCGAAGAUGCUGAACUUCUGUUGAAAAGGCAGGGUUAUGUGAAUGACAAGGUGCCGGUGGAAGUGCUUAUCGAAAAAUAUCUUCGCAUGGACCAGCGCAAGCUCCUGAUCCCCAUCGCAACAAGUGGGAACGUUGUUAUCCCUAAAAAGAGGAGGUGAACGUUUUUUAAAUUUACAGCCACAUUUUGUUUCAUCUUGUUUCAUCUCUUGGACUGCGAUAUAUAUUUUACUCACACUGCAUUUGAUCUGGUAAAACGAUGACUUCAUUCAAUGUUGUGAAUCAGAAUAUAAACUCUUCUGUAAAUGUGUAAAUGUACUAAACUUAAUUUGUAUGUCAUGUCUGUAUAACUCUUUGUGUCACUACACAGUGGGUGAGUGUUGAAAUAAAGUUCUGUUUCAUA
Molecule: messenger RNA, 3285 nt
Organism: Larimichthys crocea (large yellow croaker)
Lineage: Eukaryota; Metazoa; Chordata; Actinopteri; Sciaenidae
Gene: cenpt
Product: centromere protein T
Exons: 13
Coding region: 305-3043 (912 amino acids)
Biological process (GO): chromosome segregation; mitotic cell cycle; kinetochore assembly
Cellular component (GO): kinetochore
Molecular function (GO): DNA binding; protein heterodimerization activity
Source: RefSeq, a predicted model, not a curated record